This is a messenger RNA of Solanum verrucosum, 865 nucleotides long. Its product is annotated as protein STAY-GREEN homolog, chloroplastic-like. Lineage: Eukaryota; Viridiplantae; Streptophyta; Magnoliopsida; Solanales; Solanaceae. The record is from RefSeq and is a predicted model, not a curated record. Bases 1 to 795 code for a protein of 264 amino acids. The transcript has 6 exons.
AUGGAGGUUGCGAGUGAAAAAAGGGUUGAGGUUGGGGUGGGUGAGGGUAAAGAGGAUGGACGAUCUAGUGGGGGUGGAGGAGCGGUUGGGGUUGGGAUGGGUGGAGUGGAGAAGACGCCUGGAAGAAGAAGAGGACACUUCAAAAAGAGCCAAUCCAUAGUUCCGGUGGCAAGGUUAUUUGGACCAUCAAUAUUUGAAGCAUCAAAGUUGAAGGUUCUCUUUUUAGGUGUAGAUGAGAAAAAACAUCCAGCAAGGCUUCCAAGAACAUAUACACUUACACAUAGUGAUAUUACAUGUAAACUCACUCUUGCUGUCUCUCAAACCAUCAAUAACUCUCAGUUAGAAGGAUGGUAUAAUAGAUUGCAAAGGGAUGAAGUGAUUGCAGAAUGGAAGAAAGUUAAAGGGAAGAUGUCCCUUCAUGUUCAUUGUCACAUUAGUGGAGACCAUUUCUUGUUAGACUUUGUUGCUAGGCUCAGAUACUAUAUUUUCUGCAAGGAACUCCCCGUGGUUUUGAAGGCAUUUGUUCAUGGAGAUGGAAAUUUGCUAAAAAAUUAUCCAGAGUUGGAAGAAGCUUUGGUUUGGGUAUAUUUUCACUCAAACAUACAAGAAUUCAACAAAGUGGAUUGUUGGGGUCCUUUAAAAGAAGCAUCUUCACUAUCUUCUACUACUACUUAUUCAUCAUCUAGUGAAUUAGGUGAGACUCAAAUGGAUAAUACAAGCAAUUACAAUUUGGAUUUACCACAACCAUGUCAAGGGUCUUGCACAUGUUGCUUCCCCUCAACAAGGAAAAUCUAAAGAGCGUUUAAUAUUGAGAAUGUUGAAUGUAUUACACACACGUGAUAUUGCGUAAUAAGGCUUUUAACUA